UGUGACACACACACAACGAUGCCAUCGCACCAGACUCUCAGGGAAGAAGUGGCCACGGCCUUGCUGAGGAGGGAUGUGCUGAUCGGCGCGGCUGUCGUCCUCAGACUUGCUCUAGUCUUUUACGGAGUCUAUCAAGACAGGACCAUGCUGGUGAAAUAUACGGACAUUGACUAUCACGUGUUCACAGAUGCCGCCAGAUUCGUAACAGAGGGGAGCUCCCCAUACCAAAGAGCGACCUACCGCUACACCCCUCUGCUGGGCUGGAUCUUAACUCCAAACAUCUACCUUACUCCUCUUUAUGGAAAGCUGCUUUUCAUUACUGGUGAUAUAAUAGCUGCAUACCUCAUAUAUCAAAUCCUGCUGCUCAGAGGAGUGGACACCAACAAAGCCUUCGGGUACUGUGCUUUCUGGCUUCUCAAUCCUCUACCAAUGGCUGUGUCCAGCAGAGGAAAUGCAGAGUCUCUUGUAGCAGUACUUGUGCUUGCUACCAUGUAUUACAUAGAAAAAGGAAACAUAGUGAAAUCUGCUAUAUUUUAUGGCUUUUCAGUGCAUAUGAAAAUUUACCCAGUGACUUAUGCCCUGCCAGUAGCCCUUCAUCUACAGAAUAAUGGAUGCUGUGGAAAAGGGACAACAGAUACUGUCCAUUUAAAAAAAACAAAGUUUUCUCUUGUGGACCACUUCUGGCAGCUUACUUUAAGGCUGCUGAGCCGUGAUGUAUUGUUUUUUGUGGUGGUUAGUGGAUUGACAUUUGCAGCCUUGAGCCUUUCAUUUUAUUAUCUCUAUGGUUGGGAGUUUUUGGAACAUACCUACCUCUACCAUUUGACCAGGAGGGAUAUCCGUCAUAAUUUCUCCCCCUAUUUCUACAUGCUGUAUUUGACUGCAGAGAGUGAAUGGAGUUUUGCCCUAGGACUCGCAGCUUUCCUGCCACAGCUGCUCCUUCUUCUAGUUGUGUCUUUAGCCUAUUACAAAGACCUUGUCUUUUGUUGUUUCCUACAUACUGCUAUUUUUGUAAGUUUUAACAAAGUGUGCACAUCCCAAUAUUUUCUUUGGUACCUCUGCCUCUUGCCUCUUGUAAUGCCUGUUGUGAGAAUGUCCUGGCAGCGGGGUGUUUUGCUCCUCCUUCUGUGGUUUCUUGGACAGGCACUAUGGCUGGCACCUGCAUAUUUUCUGGAAUUUAAAGGAAAGAAUACCUUUUUACUUAUCUGGCUGGCUGGCUUGCUUUUCCUUUUCAUUAACUGCUUCAUCCUUGUUCAGAUUAUUUCUCACUAUCAAAAAGGAGCACAAGUAGCCAAGAAACUCAAACACCAGUAAUAUGCACAUUGGUAUGUUUGCCAAAUCCUAUCAGUAGUCCCAUUGACUUUAAUGAGAUUGCUCAAAUGAGCAGGACUUGGCCUAAUAUCAGUAAUGCAAUUGUACGUACACCGUACUAAAACACAUUCUC
This is a messenger RNA of Emys orbicularis (European pond turtle), 1441 nucleotides long. It is a transcript of the gene PIGM, whose product is annotated as phosphatidylinositol glycan anchor biosynthesis class M. The coding region runs from base 19 to 1311 and encodes 430 amino acids. Gene Ontology annotation, cellular component: glycosylphosphatidylinositol-mannosyltransferase I complex; membrane. Gene Ontology annotation, molecular function: GPI mannosyltransferase activity; alpha-1,4-mannosyltransferase activity. The record is from RefSeq and is a predicted model, not a curated record. NCBI's taxonomy places the organism in Eukaryota, Metazoa, Chordata, Testudines, Emydidae. Gene Ontology annotation, biological process: GPI anchor biosynthetic process. The transcript has a single exon.